Molecule: messenger RNA, 1699 nt
Organism: Drosophila grimshawi
Lineage: Eukaryota; Metazoa; Arthropoda; Insecta; Diptera; Drosophilidae
Gene: zpg
Product: innexin inx4
Exons: 2
Coding region: 94-1269 (391 amino acids)
Biological process (GO): phototransduction
Cellular component (GO): plasma membrane; gap junction
Molecular function (GO): gap junction channel activity
Source: RefSeq, a predicted model, not a curated record
UUAGGAUCCCGCGUGCUUUCGAGGAAUUUUGUUAAAUGUAUCUUGGAAAAAUUGAACGUUUAUCAAUUAUUCGCGCAAUAGUUUUGUAAAAUAAUGUACACUGCAGUAAAGCCGUUGUCCAAGUACUUGCAACUGAAGUCGGUUCGCAUCUACGAUGGCAUUUUCACUCUCCACGCAAAAGUUACAUGCGCUUUGUUGUUAGCCUUUACUUUUCUGCUAUCCGCAAAGCAAUAUUUUGGCGAUCCUCUCGUUUGCAUAUCCGACAUGAAGGAUAUGGAUUUCGUGAACACCCACUGCUGGACCAUGGGAAUGUUCAUAAUGGACUACGACGACAACAACCUGAUGGCUAACAGAACGAAACUAAUUCUUGACGACUUGAACAAAUCCUUCUAUAAUCUUAAAAUUGAUAAUAAUUUGCUAAAUAAUCAUGCGGCGCUGAAGUCAAUAAGAAACGGUAAGCAGCAGGAGCGUGUGUUCCUGCGCUACUAUCAAUGGGUAGUGCCAGUUCUGUUGUUGCAGUCGUUCAUCUUCUACCUGCCGGCAUUUCUCUGGAAGAUCUGGGAGGGUGGCAGGCUAAAGAAUCUGUGCGCCAAUCUGGACGAUGUGCUAGCUGGGACCGAAAAGACAACUGCGCAUCUACGCAAGGUGGCAAAAUACUUUGCCAGGGAUUACAAGGAAACACAUCUGCGAUACUUUGCCUCCUACAUAUUCUGCGAAAUCUCUAACUUUGGCAUAAGCAUUAUCAACAUUCUGUUGCUGAAUGUGUUCCUGGAUGGCUUCUGGUCGCACUAUGUGAAGGCAUUGUCCGCAGUGCCUGCAUAUAAUUGGGACGAAUGGAAUCGUAUUACGACGCACAUGUUCCCUAAGAUUGCCAAAUGCGAGAUAUUUAAAUUUGGCGGCAGUGGCACAUUGGAAUCUGUGGAUAAUCUGUGUCUGCUGCCCCUAAACAAUUUGAAUGAGAAAAUCUUUUUAUUCUUGUGGGUCUGGUUCCUACUUAUGGCUCUGCUGGCGGGCCUCAAGCUCAUGUAUCGUCUAGCUAUCGUUUUUCAUCGUGGACUACGCUUUCAGCUCCUGCGUGCAAAGUCUCGCUUCAUGCCAUUCUCAUCAUUGAAGCGUGCCCUGUGCGAAUUUAGCUGCGGUGAUUGGUUUAUGCUGAUGCGUGUCAGCAACAAUAUGAGCUACGAGCUAUUUCAUCAACUGAUGAAGCUAAUCCAUGAUGAGCUAUGUCCCACUAGCAAGCCGAUAACUCGUGACGCGGACGCCUGCUAAACUUGGACCUCAUAAAAAAACUUAUAUUUACAAAGCAAUCCAAGCGUUAUAUAGCUAAAAAAAAAAAAAAAAAACUGUCAUAAGAGAUGACCAUUAUUUAUCUUAAGUUUUUGUGAAUUUUGAACUGAAACCAAUCAUUAUUAUUUAACUAAUCGAUAUGAACGAAUUAUCGACACCCUAAUUUGAACAACGAAUAUAUUACUCUAGAUUAUAGAAUUACAAACCAUCGGAUUACUAUCUUGAACAUCUAUCUUGUAAAUGAUACUCACCACUCGGUCUGUCUCUGCUGAGAAUAUAUAAUUGUAGCGCACAUCUUGCUCACCCGAGGUGAAUUGUUUGGAGUAGUUGAUAAGACACUACUGAAUUUUGUAUCAAUUUUUUGUAAGUGAUUUCUAUAAAGUGAAACAGUUAAUCAACAACUUUAAAAACA